Molecule: messenger RNA, 747 nt
Organism: Synchytrium microbalum
Lineage: Eukaryota; Fungi; Chytridiomycota; Chytridiomycetes; Synchytriales; Synchytriaceae
Exons: 5
Coding region: 1-747 (248 amino acids)
Biological process (GO): spliceosomal snRNP assembly; mRNA 5'-splice site recognition; mRNA splicing, via spliceosome
Cellular component (GO): nucleus; U1 snRNP
Molecular function (GO): zinc ion binding; pre-mRNA 5'-splice site binding
Source: RefSeq, a predicted model, not a curated record
AUGCAAAGUUCAGAUUUCCAUGUCGUCUUGUCGUCUUCCUCCCAACUUCGAAAUUUGAGAACCACAGCUGAGGAGAUGGGUCGCUACUAUUGUGAUUACUGCGACAUCUUUUUAACACACGACUCGCCAUCUGUGCGAAAAGCUCAUAAUACAGGAUGGAAGCAUCGAAUGCAAGUACAAAGCUACUAUCAAGGACUCGACCCAGCCAAGAUACAGGCAAUAGUAGAACGUCUAACUAAAGCAUAUGAAGGAAAACCAGGUGGUCCAGACUUUGGAUUCAACCCUACAUUCGCACCUGUACCUCAAAAUCAGCAACAGCAACAAUUUCCAUUCCCACCAGGUGGUCCACCGCAGCAAGGAUAUCAACAACCAGGAUAUCAACAACGUCCACCACCUGGGUUCCAACAGCCUGGAUUCCAAGGCGGUCCUCCUCGACCACCGUUUGGCUUCAACCCUCAACAAGGCCCUCCACCUGGAUUCAACAUGGGGCCACCUCCUGGAAUGGGCCAGCCUCCAAUGAUGCAAGGAAAUGCUCCAAUGCCCGCAUGGAUGACGAAUAGACCACCUAUGGGUGCUGGAGGUCCUCCUGUUCCACCUAUGGGUGCUGGAGCUCCUCCACCGUGGAUGAUGAAUAGACCACCAAUGCCAAUGGGCGGGCCGCCACCUCCAAUGCCAGAUGCUAUUGAUGGUAAACGGCCAAGUGAUGGAAACUACGAUGACCCUUCGAAACGACCACGUUUCCAGUAA